This is a messenger RNA of Dromaius novaehollandiae (emu), 937 nucleotides long. It is a transcript of the gene COMMD6, whose product is annotated as COMM domain containing 6. NCBI's taxonomy places the organism in Eukaryota, Metazoa, Chordata, Aves, Casuariiformes, Dromaiidae. The coding region runs from base 104 to 727 and encodes 207 amino acids. The transcript is spliced from 7 exons. The record is from RefSeq and is a predicted model, not a curated record. Gene Ontology annotation, molecular function: NF-kappaB binding.
CGCAGGCUCCGACCGCUCUAGCUGCGGCUUCGACCGCGGGCGGAGCCAAUCAGGGCGCUGGGUGUUGUGCGCCGGAAGUGGGUCUUGCUCGGAGCGCGGCGCCAUGGCCGGCGGCUCCGCGGCGGUGCUCGCGAGGGCGUUGGAGGCGCUCGAUCUUGUUGAUGCAGCAGAUAAGAUUAAUUUAAUACCUCAGGACUUUUUUGCAGAACUAUGUGAGCAAGUAAUUCAACAUCUGAACCAUAAGAUCUCAGGUGUAUAUGCAGUAGAAUUGUGUCAGAGACUGCAGACAUCUGGGAUUGAGAUUAAUGUUGGUGACCUGGCAAAAAUAGCUAAUAUUAUUUCCUUCUUAUUUAGCACAGCAGCCAGAAACAAUCUCUCUACAGAAGAACUUGUCACUACUCUGGGCAAUGCAGUCAGCACGCUGCCAAAACAUGCGGUUCAAGUCAUUCGGCAUGUAUGGAAUGAACAGGGCAAAUCUAUUACUGUGUCAGAAGAUGCAAGAAAUAUGGCCACAGUUGGGCAGUUUAUAGAUAUCAGUUGGAAACUGGGAGUUGCAAUGAGUUCUGACACCUGCAGGUCUCUCAAGUAUCCGUAUGUUACAGUGACACUCAAAGUGGCAGACCCUUCAGGACAAGUAACAAACAAAUCUUUUGAAAUGACAAUCCCGCAGUUCAAGAACUUUUCCAGACAGUUCAAGGAAAUGGCGGCUGUUCUUGAAACAGUUUGAAUAGAACUUUUUAAUUUACACCAAAGUUUCUGAUGGACUUAGAUUGAGUAAACUUUGUUCUACGCAAGGAAUAAGGUGCCAUUGUUCAAGCAAGGUAUGUAUACUUGUCUUCCCAAAAAACUUGUCAGCAUCCUCCUUGAAUCACUCUGAAGACUUCUUCGCUUUUGAAUACUUGAGACCAACUCUGCAGUGUCUGUGAAAUGUGUUCAG